Messenger RNA from Coffea arabica (coffee), 1259 nucleotides. The record is from RefSeq and is a predicted model, not a curated record. Lineage: Eukaryota; Viridiplantae; Streptophyta; Magnoliopsida; Gentianales; Rubiaceae.
UGGACUACUCCCGCCUGGACCCCACUCAUCUUCACCCUCCAUCUCACAGAGCCCCCUCGCCAGUCGCCACCGCCACCGCCACCCCCCCUUUCUGUGGCGCCAUCUCUCCCUCUCAUUGCCAGAGUCCAUAGAGAAGGAGAGAGAGAGAGAGAGACAGAAAGUGAGAAGAUGAAGCUCAAGCAUCCGUCCAACUCGACUUCCAAAACCUUGUCAGCAAUGACGUCGUCUCAGGACGCCAGGGUCCUCGUUCGUGAGACGCUUCGAAUCAGCGCCAACCUCGCCUCCGCGCCUCGUCCUGCUCUUCCUCCUCCGCCUAUUUCCGCUGCCGCCGAUGGAAAUGUCGCCACCUUCGGACUUGUCGAGGAGCAGUUUCUCAAUUCUAGCCUGAGGUUGAUAUGCCGCGAGGAGAUCGAUGGUCGCCGGUGGGAGUACUUUGCUGACCUCGAUAACUCCAAGCAAUUUAGGAAGAAAUCCAUUCGUGCUGUUAGCUUGCAUUCUCGUCAAGCUCCUGGCCAAAAAUGUUUAGCAUAUCAACUUAUGCUUCUCAAGAUUGUGAUGAAAUGGGUCAGCAUCCAUAUCCAAAGACAACACAUUGGAAAGCAGAUACAGAUUGUUGCAAUUGGGCUGGCGUCACAUGCCACAACCUCUGUGGUUGUGUAAUUGGGCUGGAUCUGGGUUGCGGCCUGCUUUACGGAGCCAUCCAUCCAAACACUAGCCUUUUCCACAUUUUUCAUCUCCGCCGCCUCAACCUUGCUUUUAACGAUUUCAUCAGUUCAUGAAUUUCACAUCGAGCUGGGUCCCUAAAAAAUUUGACCCACCUCAAUCUCUCAGAGUUCAGAUUUUGAAGGUGAAAUUGCUUUAGAAAUAUCACACCUGUCCAACUUGAUUUCACUUGAUCUCUCUUCCAUUCUCACGUGUAAUUCUAUAGGUUGUCACUCGAUUCUAAGAUAUGAACCUAGCAAUUUUGAAGCGAUACUUCAAAACUUAACCCAUUUAAGAGAGCUGUCACUUUGGUUGGUGAACAUCUCAUCCGAGUUAAGGGUGAAUUUUUCUUCUUCUUUGACAUAUCUAGAUCUCGUGGAUACUAGAAGAAGAGGUAUUCUACCAAGUCAUGUUUUUUAUCUACCGAAUAUCCAAAUUCUCUCAUUAGGUGGCAAUGAGAAUCUUUCUGUUAGUUUACCGAAAUUGAACUGCAGCAUUUCUGAUUCCCUGAAGCAGUUGAACCUAUUCAAUAUAAAUUUCUCUGCUGCAUUGCCAAA